This is a messenger RNA of Ambispora gerdemannii, 891 nucleotides long. The record is from the annotation of a GenBank genome assembly. NCBI's taxonomy places the organism in Eukaryota, Fungi, Glomeromycota, Glomeromycetes, Archaeosporales, Ambisporaceae.
AUGUCAAAAAACAAUUCAAAAUCUUAUAGUGCAACUUUUCUCUUCCUAGUGCUAAUCUCUUUAUUCUUACUAGAAAAUAAUAAUGCAGUUGUUUCAGCAUCACAGUGUGACCCUAGUGUAUUUAACUCGACAAGUGCUCCGCUGAAACAGGUCACAAAUGCUUCAUCUCAGAGUGUCACGAUUAGCGGAACUGUUAAUAUUAAAGACGGAUGCACUUUUACCGUGGAUAAAUUCAUUUAUUUUUUUGCGUUUCCUUCGUCAUAUUGGUAUGGUUCAAAUAGCAUCGACCCUGGAUCAGUAGCAGUGGCGAUUUCGGACACUUCAGUAAAACAAUACGAUAUUGCCACCCCGGUAGAUUUUAAACUCAAAGAUGGGUCUUCAUUCAGCGACUUCUCCGUGUUGAAAUUAAUCACCACACAAAACGACUUUGUGAUUGCUUACGCGGAGUUAAGACACAGUCCCACGGCACCACCUAAUUCCAACAAUUCAAACCAAAUUGGUUCUGGUGGGAAACCGAGUUCGGGUGCCUCUGUAAUCAUAGAUCGAAAUUUAAUAAAGUAUUUGAUGAUUGGAGUGUUGUUCGUGAUUUGGGGACAUUUCAAUCGUUUCAACUUGACAGAUCCAGCAAUUCUCGAGCAGAAUCGAAUAGCAUCACAGUUAGGACCAUGUCCAAAAGGAGGAUACCAUGAGUUGAGGUCUCAUUACACAAAUGGCACGCUAUUCUGGGCAUUUUGUCUUGGACUACCACGAUUUUGUGGAUAUUCGCGGAAAAAAACUGUGUGUAAAAAGUGUAAUGCCACCUUUGAGGGUGUUCAUUUCCCAGAGCCAGGACAUUCGGGGCCUUAUACCUCACCACCUCCUUCACAAAAACAACAACAGUAUUCGUCGUGA